AUGUGGCCCAAUAUUAGUGUGGUCCCCUUUCUGUUGACUGGCUUCCCAGGUCUAGAGGCAGCUCAUCACUGGAUCUCCAUCCCUUUCUUCGUAGUCUACUUCUCUGUGCUUCCCGGCAAUGGCACACUCCUUUACCUCAUUAAAGAUGACCACAGUCUCCAUGAACCCAUGUACUAUUUCCUGGCCAUGCUGGCAGGCACAGACCUAAUGGUGACACUGACCACCAUGCCUACUGUCAUGGGUGUAUUAUGGAUGAAUUACAGGAAGAUAAGUCAUGGGGCCUGCUUCUUGCAGGCCUACUUCAUCCAUUCCCUUUCCAUUGUAGAGUCAGGUAUCUUGCUUGCCAUGGCCUAUGACCGUUUCCUUGCGAUCUGUAAUCCCUUGAGAUAUACAUCCAUUCUCACCAAUACUCUGCUGAUAAAAUUAGGGGUGGGAGUAUUUAUGAGGGGUUUUGUAUCCAUCGUGCCUGUAAUCAUUCGUCUUUUUUCAUUUCCGUAUUGUCACUCUCAUGUUCUCUCCCAUGCUUUCUGUCUUCACCAAGAGGUCAUGAAACUAGCUUGUGCUGAUAUAACCUUCAAUAGACUCUAUCCUGUAAUUCUGGUCUCUUUAACAGUCUUCCUAGACUCUCUGAUAAUUCUUUUUUCCUAUAUCCUAAUUCUUAAGACUGUCAUGGGAAUUGCGUCUGGUGAAGAGAGAGCAAAAGCCCUCAACACUUGUAUCUCCCACGUCAGUUGUGUUCUCAUCUUCUAUGUUACUGUAAUCGGUCUGUCAUUCAUUCACCGGUUUGGAAAGAAUGUGCCACAGGUGGUUCAUGUUAUCAUGAGCUAUGUCUACUUCCUCUUCCCUCCUUUAAUGAAUCCUAUUAUCUAUAGCAUCAAGACCAAACAAAUUCAACAUGGCAUUCUUCGCCUUUUGUCUAAACACAGAUUUGGAAGUUAA
This is a messenger RNA of Orycteropus afer afer, 939 nucleotides long. RefSeq names its product olfactory receptor 51B2. The transcript has a single exon. The record is from RefSeq and is a predicted model, not a curated record. Gene Ontology annotation, molecular function: olfactory receptor activity; G protein-coupled receptor activity. The coding region runs from base 1 to 939 and encodes 312 amino acids. Gene Ontology annotation, biological process: G protein-coupled receptor signaling pathway. Lineage: Eukaryota; Metazoa; Chordata; Mammalia; Tubulidentata; Orycteropodidae. Gene Ontology annotation, cellular component: membrane.